Quercus robur (English oak) is the source of this 5081-nucleotide messenger RNA. Its product is annotated as disease resistance protein RUN1-like. The coding region runs from base 2376 to 4046 and encodes 556 amino acids. Gene Ontology annotation, biological process: defense response; signal transduction. NCBI's taxonomy places the organism in Eukaryota, Viridiplantae, Streptophyta, Magnoliopsida, Fagales, Fagaceae. Gene Ontology annotation, molecular function: ADP binding; protein binding. The record is from RefSeq and is a predicted model, not a curated record. The transcript has 7 exons.
UUGCCAUGGACUUUCCACAUGGUAAUCACCCCAACACCUAUACCAGGUCCAGCAUGAAAGAGCCAAGAGGCUUUAGAUCUUUUAUUAAUUUUGGAAUCUUUCCCAAUUUUAGUUAUAUAGUUUCUCCGCUAUUAUCUUUUUGUUGUUUCUUUCUCCUUUCUAGCCGGGUGCUGGACUUAUAUCCUCUUUCAAUUUCGCGUUCAUCCUCAAAACUUCGAACAUCCAGAAUUGAAAAAGGUAGUCUCUCUCUCUCUCUCUCACAAUUUCGCGUUCUCCUCUUCAGAUCGUCUCACUCUUUCUUUCACUCUCUCAGUCCGUAUUUUGAGAUUUUUUUUUUUUUUAAUAUUAAAAUUUGGGAUUUUAGCAUUUCAAUGGGUGAGCUAAACAAAAUCACUCAGCAAGGUUUUCUUUUUUUAUUUUUUUGGGACUAAUUCGUGUUGUUACUUGGGCCUUUGGGCUUAUUUCAAUGUAAGUCCUCUCUCUCUCUCUCUCUUCGAAAUUAUUGAAUGAGAAGAAGAUGAACCAAAACUCUUCAGAAAGUCUUCCUACAAAGUAGAGCCCUUGUUUAUACACGCAGUUGACUUGACUAAAAGAUAACCAAACACAUAACCCAUCUCCACCAUUUUUAUUUGAGUUUGAAUUUGAGUUAUCUACAAAACGUACCCAGCCGAAUUCAGAGAUUUAAUUAUAUAUAUUGAGUUUUAGAAAAUAUAACGAACGGUGAGACUUCAACGGCGUUCAUCGAUGGCGUUACUGGCUUCGUCACAGCGAGUAGCAGGGUGAUGUAAGUUUGGCUGGAGUGAGUUUAUUUGCUUAACUUUGUGAAUCUUCAGUUCAACUGGGCGUUCUCAUAAAUUAACCCAAAAAAAAAGAUCUACAUAUAUAGUGAUUCAAUAUUUAGUAGUAGUGUGUUUGCAAUGGCUAUAAUGGGAAUGGAAACUGCCUCAUCAUCUUUCCCAAGUUCUACUACUGGGCGAUGGAAGUAUGAUGUUUUCCUCAGCUUUAGAGGCGAGGACAUCCGAAACAAUUUUAUGGAUCAUCUAUUUACUGCUUUGACAAAGAAAGGCAUAAACACUUUUAAAGAUGAUGAAAAACUUAAGAAAGGAAAAUCCAUCUCACUAGAGCUGUUGAAAGCAAUAGAAGAAUCAAGAUUUGCUAUCGUUAUUCUCUCAAAAGACUACACUUCUUCUACUUGGUGCCUAGAUGAACUUGCAAAUAUCAUUGCUUGCAAGAAAGAUAUUAAAAUGGCAGUUUUACCUGUUUUUCACUAUGUUGAUCCAUCUGAUGUAUGAAAACAAAUGGGAACUCUUGCACAAGCAUUUGUUAAACAUGAAGAAAAGGAGGAAAAAACAAGGGUGGAUAAAUGGAGAGAUGCUUUGAGACAAGUGGGCAACCUCGCCGGAUGGCAUUUAAAGGAUACUAGACCUGAGUCACUAGAUAUCCAAGAAAUAGUAGAAUGGAUAUCGCUCAACUUGAAAUAUGAUGCAUUCCCAUAUAUUACCAAAGACCUAGAAGGAAUAUACUCUCGACUAGUGGAAUUGGAGUCAUGCUUAGCUCUAGGUCCAAAAGAUGUCCGUUUUAUAGGGAUUUGGGCGAUGGGAGGGAUGGGUAAGACAACUCUUGCUAGAGUUGUUUAUCAUAUGGUUUCUAAAGAAUUUGAAACUCGUGGUUUUAUUGAGGAUGUUAGGGAAAAGUUUGAAAAAUAUGGUCUUGUUCCACUACAACAGAAAAUUAUUGAUGAAGUUUUGAAGGAAAAGAAUUUGAAAAUAGAAGAGGAGUAUGAUGGAGUUCUUAAGAUCAAGAAUAGGUUAUGUCGUAAAAGGAUUCUUCUUGUUCUUGAUGACAUAGAUAAGAUGAAACAGUUAAAAAUGUUAGCUGGGGAGCAUGAUUGGUUUGGUUCUGGUAGUAGAAUUAUCAUAACAACAAGAGAUGCGCAUUUGUUGGAGGCACAUCAAGUAGAUGAAAUAUAUGAAGUUAAAGGAUUGAAUGAUGAAAAUGCUCUCCAACUUUUUUCCUCGAAAGCCUUUAAAAAAAAGCAUGUCCUUGAUGAUUAUAGAGAGUUGUCUAACCAAUUUUUGAAUUAUGCUGCUGGCCUUCCUUUAGCUCGAGGUUUUGGGUUCCUUUUUAUUUGGAAAAAGUUUUGUUGAAUGGACAAUUGCAUUAGAGAGACUCCAAGAAUUUCCAGAUGAAGCAAUUCUCGAAGUACUUAAAAUAAGUUUUAAUAGACUCCAAAAACCACAAAAGGAAAUAUUCUUGCAUAUUGCAUGUUUUUUUAAUAAUCAGAAGAAAGAUUAUGUAUUAGAAAUACUAGAUAUUCUUGGCCUUUACCCUAUUAUUGGAUUGAAGGAACUCACUGAUAAGUCUCUUUGAAAAUUAUGGAUAAUGAUAUAGUGUGGAUGCAUGACUUACUUGAAGAAAUGGGUAGGAACAUAGUUCGCCAAGAGUGCCUUGAUGAUCCUGGGAAGCGUAGUAGAUUGUGGGAUUACGAGGACAUUGACAAAGUGUUAAAAAAAAAUAAGGGGACAGAAGCACUUAAAGCCAUGGAUAUUGUGAGUACUUAUAAUGAACAGCAAGUUGUAUGUUGGAACCCUGAGGCCUUUUUGAAGAUGGACAAUCUUAAAUUUCUUAGAAUUUAUGGUAUUCUUCACGUCCCCACACACCUUCCUAAUGAUUUAAGAAUUCUUGAUUGGAUUUUGUAUCCAUCAAAAUAUUUGCAAUCAAGUUUCCAGCUAGUUGAGCUUAUUCAACUUUGUUUGCAACAAAGCAAAAUUGAACAACUUUGGAGAGGAAUUAAGAAUUUUGACAAGUUGAAGUUCAUUGACUUGACCGACUCCUCAGACCUGAUUGUAACUCCAAACUUCACUAGAGCCCCAAAUCUUGAUAAAUUAGUUCUUGUAAGGUGUACAAAUUUACGCAAAUUUCACCCAUCCAUAAGAAUUCUUAAAAAACUUAUUCAUCUUAAUUUACAAGAUUGCGAAAGACUAAUUCAUCUUCCAAGAAAGUUUGGAAUGGAGUCUCCUGUGACUCUUAAACUUUCUAAUUGCUCAAAAUGCAAGGAAAAUCCAAAAUUUGUGGUAAACAAGGAAUUCUUACAGGAGAUUUCUUUGGAUCGCACUGCUGUUGUGGAACUAAUUAAAAACUUGCCAGAGAACCUAUGGAUAGUCAAAGGCCUAGAGGUGCUUGAAUUGAGCAAAGCAGAUAUAGAAGAGCUGCCUUCAUCAAUUGAACGUUUGAUUAACCUUACUUCAUUAACGCUAAGAUAUUGCAUGAAUCUUGUGCGCCUUCCUAACGCCAUUUGUAGUUUGAAGUUGCUUAAUUCUAUUGAUCUUUUUGGAUGCUUAAAAAUUGGUAACUUGCCAAAGAAUAUAGGAAAUGUAAAAGGUUUGGAGCUGCUAAAUUUGUGUUGGACAGCCAUAAAAGAGGUUCCUUCCUCCAUUGUUCUCCUUAAAAAUCUGAAACAUCUUUAUAUUUGUAGAUUUUCUAAAUUUUAUUCCCUCCCAACAAGUCUUGAGCUAAUGCGCUUAGCAUUGCCUUCAUUAAUUUCAGCAAGUCAUUUGAAGGCCAUGAUAUUGCAUCAGAGGAGCUUAGAAUAUGUUUCCGUGCAAUUUCCUCAACCAUUAUUGCCUUCCUUAUCAGGUCUUCAAUCUUUAACAUAUUUGCAUCUUAGUGACUGCAAUCUUUUGUCAAUCCCCAAUGACAUUGGCUGCUUGUCCUCUUUAGAGCACUUAAAUCUAAGUGGAAAUUAUUUUGUUUGCCUUCCUGAAAGCAUGUCUCAACUCUCUAAUCUUCGAAGACUCCAUUUGGAGUGUUGCAGAAGGCUUCAAUCAUUGGAAAAUGUUCCUUUAACUAUUGAUUUUGUAAUUGCAAACCAUUGUAAAUCACUAAAGAGAUUGCCAGAAUUGCAAUUUUAUCCUUUUAUGUCAGAUCAAUCCCAGUUGAAUUUCCAGUGUGUUAACUGCUUCGAAUUGGCUGACUAUAUUCAAUGUAGCGAUAACAUACUUCAGGUCUCUCUCUCGCUCUCUCUCUCUCUCUCAUCUGCACAUUAAUUAUGCUUUGUAUAUUUCAAGGACAAUGUGGUAGACUACCAGAUAUCUUUGACAUUAUUAUUCCUGGAAGUGAAAUUCCAAAAUGGUUUAUCGAUGAAUUUGUGGGUCAUGAAUUGAAGGUACAAGUGCCUUAUGGCUGUGAUGAGCUAAUGGGAAUUGAAUUGUGCGUUGUUUUUUCAGUCCCAAAGGUUUCUCAUCCCUUUACAGAUUUUCUACUUACAUGUUGGAUUAAAGUCAAUGGAUUUGAAUGGGCAUCACCAAUACGCUCUUCUUUUAGGACAAAAUAUGGUAAAGUUAUAUCACCUAACCUUUGGCUGCUCUAUUUGUCUCCUCACUAUUUCAACUCCUAAUGGGGAAAAAAUUUUCAUCAAAUUGAUGCAAAUGGACCCAAUAAAAUUGCGAUUAGAAUAAGUACUUCAAAUAACUUGGAGGUGGUGAAAAUUGGGAUGCAUUUAGUAUACAAACAGUGUCUCUGUGAGGAUCUGGGUGUAAUCCAUCUUGAUAUUAAUGAUUCAGCCUCCAAAGGCACCCGAAAUAAGUGAAGCUGUGAUGAGGGUGAUAGGGCUGGACCCUGUGGAGAAGGCUAUUGUAAUGACAAACCACUUCCUAAGGCUAUUAGAGAAUUUAUUGACUUCUUUUCCGGAGGAGAAUCUUGAAGCCCAUUGCGGUGGUAAUUAAGAGGGAUAGAAACCAAAGGCACGCUGAAGAAUUAGCAAACCUGGGCUCUUGCUGAAGUUGUCAAGGACUCAAAAUGUUUGAUGUUUACUGUUCUCAGAUUAUGGCGUAACUGUUUCUCCAGUACUUAGGGAAUGCCCAUUUGAUGAUGCCUUUUGUAGAUUUUGUGGAAAUGACAAUGUUAAAGUUGGGUUCACCUGAGCUUGAGAUCAGUUUUACCAUGGCCUAGCUACUGUGGCAUAAUCUUGACGAAAUUGGGCUAAGAGAAACUGCAAGUUCUGUCGAGACUUUGUGCAGCACCAUGGUGGAAUGUUAUUGAUGAAUCAAGCUGUUACAUUUAGAGCAUUCACAUCAGCUCAU